This is a messenger RNA of Phanerochaete carnosa HHB-10118-sp, 7461 nucleotides long. RefSeq names its product glycosyltransferase family 5 protein. Gene Ontology annotation, cellular component: fungal-type cell wall. Bases 195 to 7232 code for a protein of 2345 amino acids. The record is from RefSeq and is a predicted model, not a curated record. Lineage: Eukaryota; Fungi; Basidiomycota; Agaricomycetes; Polyporales; Phanerochaetaceae. The transcript has 13 exons. Gene Ontology annotation, biological process: fungal-type cell wall (1->3)-alpha-glucan biosynthetic process. Gene Ontology annotation, molecular function: alpha-1,3-glucan synthase activity.
GCCGUCCCUCGCCUCUGUAUACAGACUUAUAAUUCCAGGCAGGAACAGCGUCCGCCUCCCUCGCUCCUUUUCCAACCCACAGAGGUGUCCUCCCCAUAGGCACGGUCUUCUCAGGCCGAACGAUACCCGGCCAGCACAACGAUACCAACGACAGUCUGUUUGACAUCCUUUAGUGUACUCUCUUACUAUUCAGCAUGCGGCUGCUCAACGCAGCGCUCUCGCUGCUAGCCGCCGCGUCGCUCGCGCAUGCAUCGCCUUAUCGCGCCGACCUCGUCGACUACAACGUCAACACCAAUCAAAACGCACAGUCCCCGACAGAUUAUUCCACUCCCACACGGUCGAGCUACAACCCGUCACCCACUAACUGGCGCCAGAUUCCUUUCUACACCGUUCUGCUCGACAAAUUCGCGGAUGGCGAUCCCAGCAACAACGACUACCUCGGCACUGUCUACGAAUGGGACUGGCGGGAAACACAACUCCGUUUUGGAGGCGACUUGAAGGGUCUCGUCGCAAAAUUGGACUAUCUGCAGGGAAUGGGCAUAAAGGGAGUCUUUAUCUCCGGUACUCCUUGGAUCAACAUGCCGUGGCAAGCCGACAGUUACUCGCCCUUGGACUUCACGGUUGUGGACCCCCACUGGGGUAAUAUCGCUGACUGGCAGGCGGCCAUUGCCGAGAUUCAUGCUCGUGGGAUGUACUUCAUGAUGGAUUUUACGGUCGGAACCAUGGCUGACAUGGUUGGAUUCGACGGAUUUCUGAAUACGUCUGCUCCGUUCGAUCUCCACGAAUAUAACGGAGUCUGGAAGAAACCGAAUUAUGCCCCCUGGGAUUUCGAGGAAUAUAAGGAUUUCGAGAUCAAUAACACCUGGAAUAGCAGCUGCCAACUUCCUACUCUUUGGCUAGACGAUGGUACUUUAGAGAAUACUGGCUGGGGCGGCGGCUGUAUGGAGUCUGACAUCGAUCAGUACGGUGACAUGGAGGCCUUUGGUGUUCACCCCGAUUGGCAGCGUCAGCUGUCCAAGUUCGCGUCUGUGCAAGAUCGUCUCCGUGAAUGGCGCCCAUCGGUGAUGGACAAGCUGAAGAACUUCGCUUGCAUGGCCAUUACCGCCUUUGACAUUGACGCUAUCCGUAUCGACAAGUCCACCCAGAUUACCGUCGCUGCUCUCGCGGAAUGGGCGUCCAGUACGCGCGCGUGUGCAACGGCACUCGGUAAGAAGAACUUCUUCAUCACUGGUGAGGUUACGGGUGGCGAUACUUUCGGUGCCCUCUACUACGGACGCGGACGCACUCCCACGCAACUACCGCCUGGAUUCUUGGAAGCGGCGAAUUUGACGUCCAGCGAGAACCAGUACUUCCUCCGUGAUGCUCCUCUGAAUGGAUUAGACGGUGUUGCUUUCCACUAUUCCAUCUACCGAUCGCUCACUCGAUUCCUCGGGAUGGAUGGUAACCUGGAAGUUGCAUACGAUAUCGACGUCAACUUCAUCACCGCGUGGAACCAGAUGUUCGUAACCAACGACUUCCUUAACCCCAACACCGGCGAGCUCGACCCGAAGCACAUGUUUGGAACGAGCAACUUCGAUGUCUUCCGUUGGCCUUCCUUGGAGAAUGGUACGCAACGGAGCGUCCUGGGCACGUUCAUCACGUCGCUGGUCAUGCCUGGUAUAUCUCUAUUGUAUUACGGCGAGGAGCAGGAUUUCUAUAUGUUCGACACUACUGCUUCCAACUAUCUCUACGGUCGUCAGACUAUGAUCAGCAACAAGGCGUGGCAGCGUCAUGGGUGCUACACUCUCGGCUCGACUCAAUAUUUCAACAUGCCGCUCGGCAAGUCGCUUAUUGGAUGCCAGGAUGAUUGGAACUCCCUUGACCACUUCGAUCCGACCACCGACUCUCGCCGACUCUUUUCCCGCUUCAAUCAGCUUCGGUCUACCUACGGUGCUCUGCAGGACGGUUUCAACCUUGUGCAGCGUGGUAACUGGACGUACUACAUUGACCGACCUGGUUCGAAUGGCACCCCCACCGAGAUGGGUCUUUGGUCGGUUUCGCGUUCCGAGAUCGCCAACGUGCAGAAUCUCACGGGCAAUUUCACCGACCAAGUCUGGCUCUUGUACAGUAACGAGAAUCAGACGAGGACCUGGGAGUACAACUGCUCCUCUGAUCUCUGGAUAUCCUCCCCUUACCAAGCAGGUACCGUCGUUAAAAACCUUGUCGCGCCCUAUGAGACGUAUACUCUGGCGGAGUCACUGUCUUCGUACUUCAACAACGGCCUUGCGCCGUACUUCGGUUGCAUGUCCUCGUUCACAACCCAGCCGUUCGGCUUCCUUGCUCUGGUUCCUCAGGACGAGUGGGUCGGCCCCAAUCCUGCUUUGACCGGAUUCCUUCCUGGACACGACGCGCGGAUAAAUGUCGAGGCUGGCGAUGCGAAUGCGACUACCGUGGAUAUCACGCUCGAGUUCAAUAUGGCAAUGGACUGCAACAGCGUCACUCAGUCGCUGUCUUUCAACAUGUCUUCGUCUGGAAACGGCUCGACACCUACCAUCAACCAGAAUAGUAUCAGUUGCCAGACGAUCCAGAACCCUGUCUACUCGCUCAUCAAUGGUGUCGAUGCUUCUGUGUGGUCUUGGUCUGCGACGCUUCAGAAUGUCCCCGAUGGUAUCUUGGAGAUCCUCGUCAACAACCCGAGCGCUCAAAGCGGAAACUCGAGUACAGGAGCUAAAGAUCGUCUUCUGGUUCGCAAGGGGUCGUCGAGCAACGUCAUGGUCUUCCCUGAAUCUGACUACGAUAAUGCUGCCUUGAGUUCCAGCAACGGACAGUACACGUUUACUCACAACGCGCUUGGUGCGGAUAUGCUCCGCUACUCAACCAACUUCGGCCAGAAUUGGACUGCGUGGCGCGACUGGGAAGACACAACUACGAUCGAUGCAAGCGAGUUCGACGGUAAUUUCUGGGAUGGCCAGCAUGUCAUGGUGCAGUAUUGGAGCGCACUUGCUACGUCAGCCACUAUCGUCGUUCACGCAGACCACGAUUAUUCCAAGCCUCGUCGUGUUCCUCAAUUCCUGGCCCGUGGUCCGUUCAACUCGUGGGGUUUCGACCAGGGUAUCCCUGCGCAGAUGGACCAGAACGACAAUGGUCACUGGGAGCUUGAAAUCAUGGCAACUUGGCCGACGUACGUGCAGCUGAACGUCUGGGGAUACGACGACUACUACUAUGGCGAUGUCGAUGACGACGGUAUCCUCGACCGUCUGCCGCCCAACACUGCCGCCCCGAACUACCUGAACAUGUCUGCUCCGCCGCAUCCUCACCUGGCAUGGGCUCUUAUUGUUGACGACGCAACCAUGACCUGGACUCUCGCACCUCGCGGCCAAUCUGCAGUCGGGGCCAUCAUGUAUGCGCUCCUGCUCUCCAUUCCUCUCAUUACCGGCACUCUCGCUGUCGUGGUCUUCAUGUGGUCGUUCUACGGCAUCAAGUACAAUAAGUGGGGUGUCAAGCCGACGAAGGAGCACAACUACUUCCCUAUCCUUAGCGCCCUUGGUCACAAGUCAAGCGCGAAUCUGAGCAAGGAGCACAUGAGCGAAAAGUUCUUCGGCGGACACCACAAGCAGACAGAGGUCAUUGGCUGGCCAGAGGACAAGAACAAGCGGCGCAAGGUCCUCAUCGCCACCCUCGAGUACGAGAUCAUCGAUUGGAAGCUCAAGGUCAAGAUCGGUGGUUUGGGCGUCAUGUCGAGUUUGAUGGGCAAGGCCAUGACGGACGUCGAUCUAGUCUGGGUCGUCCCCAAGGUCAAGGACUUGGAGUACCCGCCCGGUGAACCUGCGGAACCCAUCGAAGUCAUCAUCUUCGGAGAGCCCUACCUCAUUGAGGUUGAAACGCAUGUCUUGGACAACAUCACCUACGUCAUCUUGGACAGUCCCGUCUUCCGUGCGCAGACGAAAGCUGACCCGUACCCGGCUCGCAUGGAUGACCUCAGCUCUGCCAUCUUCUACUCGACUUGGAACCAAGCUAUUGCUGCGACUAUCAAGCGCCACCCGCUCAUUGAUAUCUAUCACGUCAACGACUAUCACGGUGCACUUGCUCCCAUCUACCUGCUGCCAAAGGUUCUCCCGGUGUGCUUGUCCCUGCACAACGCCGAGUUCCAAGGUCUGUGGCCACUUCGUACCAAGGAGGAGAUGAAGGAGGUUUGUUCGGCGUUCAACAUUAGCAAGGAACACUGCACGAAGUAUGUGCAAUUCGGCAAUACCUUCAACUUGCUCCAUGCCGCGGCGUCCUUCAUCUCGGUGCACCAGAAGUCUAUCGGUGUCGCUGGUGUGUCUGACAAGUACGGUAAACGUUCGUGGGCUCGCUACCCCGCGCUCUGGACACUCAAGCAUAUCGACUCGUUGCCUAACCCCGACCCCACGGAUAUCGCCGCCCUCGAUGAAAAUCCGAUUGCGUUACGUGAUAUCAAGAUUGACGAAGCGGCGGAAGCAGAGCGUCCCGAACACAAGCGUCAGGCGCAAGAGUGGGCUGGUAUCAAGCAGGAUCCGAAUGCCGAUCUCUUCGUGUUCGUUGGUCGCUGGUCCAAGCAGAAGGGUGUCGAUGUCAUUGCUGACGUUAUGCCAUCCUUGCUCGAGAAACGUCCAUCCAUCCAGCUCAUCACUGUUGGACCCGUUAUCGAUCUCUACGGUCGCUUCGCGGCUGAAAAGCUCAAUCGUCUCAUGGAAAUGUAUCCGGAUCGUGUUCACUCCAAGCCUGAGUUCACUGCGUUGCCUCCCUACCUGUUCAGUGGCGCCGACUUCGCCCUCAUCCCGUCUCGUGAUGAGCCGUUCGGUCUCGUUGCUGUCGAGUUCGGCCGUAAGGGUGCCCUUGGUGUCGGUUCUCGUCUCGGCGGUCUCGGAUUGAUGCCCGGUUGGUGGUUCCCCGUCGAGUCGACGUCGACGGAGCACAUGAUGUCGCAAUUGACAAAGACAGUCAAGAUGGCCUUGAAGUCUACCGAGGAGGAACGUGCUAUGCUCCGUGCUCGUUCUGCUGUGCAGCGUUUCCCUGUCGUCGAAUGGCGCCAACGCAUGGAAGACUUUCACCGUCGCAGUAUCGGCAUGUCUCGUGGUGCCGCCGGCCCUAACGCAUUCCGCACUUCCGAUUGUGACGGUGGCAUAGGGCACGCUAUUGCCGAACAUGAUGACUGGAACCCCGAAUAUCAGACCCACCCGUCGCAGCCCAACUGGGAUGCUGCUAGCGUCAACGAGAGCCCACGUACGCCCGGACCCCCUGGGUCGCCUGGGUCGCCCGGUCAGUGGAGUCAAGACACGCUCACUCCCGGUCAAAAUGGCCUUCACGCACCUCCGCGCCUCCUGCCCGACGGUCGUCGUGGUUCUGUCAGUACGGAUGUCUCCGACAACGAAGGCGACUACUUCAGUCAGAACAGGGAAAGCACGGACAACAGGCAAGAGUUUGGCAACUUCCUAGACAGGGCAAACCGGACUAUUGCGCGCGACAACAAGCAUGCUCCCGACCCCUUCGUUGACGCUGCCCCCAGCCGGCCGUUCGGAGCCCACUCGAGGGUGUCGUCGGUGGAGUCUAUCGCAUCGAUCGUUACGGAGAAAGCGGACUCGCCACUCAACAAGGCUAUGGCAGCGUUCACGGAUGCGGACGGCGGCGUCACUGCUGAAUUCGCGGCAAAGCUACAGUCUCUCAACCCGCACAACUCCAAGCACGAGCUCUCGAUUGAGAAAUUCCUCACCAAGAGCGAAGAGGCGUUCUUCGACAAGGUCAAGAAGGACAAGCUGUCCAGUGCUGCCAGUAUCCGUUCUUCACAGCGAGACUCCGUCUGGGGCACUCCUGCUCCUUCAUCGUUCGAUCACUCGCGUCCUUCCUCGCCAAGUCAGUCGGGCUUCACUGGGGCAGACGGAUACAGCGGCGCUCUACCGGAACAGCAAGACAUUGUCAUAAUGACCGGUCUUCAGAUCGCCAUGUCGAGGGAGCUUGGAGGAUGGCCCAUCUACACCCUGAUCAUCGCUGCGGGACAAAUGCUGAGCGCGACGAGUUUCCAGAUCACGCUACUCUCCGGCCAAAAUUGGCAGACUGAUAUCCAGCUCUACGUCCUCGGUGGUGUCUUCCUUGCUGCCUCGGCCGUCUGGUACAUCCUCUUCCGCUACAAGCCGUCGGUGUACGUUCUCUCGGCACCAUGGCUAUUCUUCGGCAUCGCCUUCUUCCUCAUCGGAUUGCCCUCGGUCACGCCCAAACUGCAUGGAGCCCACGACAUUCUCACGAGCAUCGCGACCUGGUUUUACGCCGUCGCAUCUUCUGCCGCAUUUAUCUUCUUCGGUCUCAACUUCGGUGAAGAAGCUGGUGCUGCUACAGAGGUGUGGACUAUGCGUGCUUGCAUCGUUCAAGGAUCUCAACAGAUUUGGGUGGCGGCGUUGUGGUACUGGGGUAACCAUCUCAAUGGUGCACAAGCCAAUGCAAUGGCGCCGUGGUGGAUCGUUCUCAUCGUCUGGCCAUUGGCCCUCCUCAGUGUUCUCUUCGCGUACCUCAUGCUCUACGGUCUCCCCGACUACUACCGUCAGACGCCGCCAAAAGUGCCCAACUUCUUGAGGACGCUGUUCCGCCGAAAGCUUGUCCUGUGGUUCUUGGGGUCAGAAAUCCUUCGUGACUACUGGCUCAGUGGUCCGUACGGCCGUAACUGGAGCUUCUUGUGGUCGGUCCCUAUUCCCAAGUGGCAGAUCCUCCUCCUUGUGAUCGCCUUCUUCGUCGUUGUUUGGGCCGUCAUGAUGGGCAUCCUCACGUAUUUCUCCAUGACGCACACCUGGCUGCUACCCGUUUUCGCUGUCGGCCUUGGUGCGCCAAGGUGGUGUCAGAUGCUAUGGGGUACUUCCUCGCUUGCUCUGUACAUCCCGUGGGCCGGUCACGCGGGUCCCUACCUGGGUAUCUCGUUGUGGUUGUGGCUUGGUGUCCUCGAUGCCAUCCAAGGUGUCGGACUUGGUCUCAUUCUCUUACAGACACUAUCUCGUCUGCAUGUGUGCGCCACCUUGGCAUUCGCGCAGAUCAUCGGUUCGAUCUGUGUCAUGGUUGCCCGUGCGACAGCACCAAACAAGGUCGGGCCAGAAAGUGUCUUCCCGGACGCUGCGAAAUGGGACUUCCAGGACGGUCUCAAGGGCUCGCCGAUGGCGUCCGCACCGUUCUGGAUAGCUAUGAUAUGCCAGAUAGUCAUCGUCAUUGGCUACUUCUGGUUCUACCGCAAGGAACAGCUUGCGCGACCAUGAUCACGACUCAAAUGUGCGAUAUUUGCACUGUUGAAUUCAUAUCGGACUAUACAAUAUCUUUUUGGGCACUCUUUAUCCAUAUCCGGGGACUGUGAUUAGUACUAAGGACACUUGUAUACUUGAUUGUCGCAUUCUGCACCGCCACACUCGCUUCAGCUUUCGUAGUAUCUUAGACUGUCAUGUGCCGUAGUAGUCAAAUAUAGUGAAUGGGCAGCUGUGCUCUCGUUCG